CGCUGACGAAACUGAUUUUCAUUAUGUUUUUUGAUUCGCAGAUACCGUUACGUAAUUCAGUGGUCAACGUGUACGUAUGUGCUAAUUAAUGUAAAAACCGGCAGAGCACUAUUGGGGUUUCAUAGAGGUGACAUCUUGCGAUGUUCGCCUACUAAUUUUUCGUGCAGAAUGCCUCAUUUCACAAUGAGAUAAUUCGUAUUUCAACAGUAUAUCCUGCCAAGAAAUUGAAUAAAAUCAGACUACGGUCUUAUAUGAUUCCAAGCGGGAUAUUCUGUGGCUGAGUCAUCUUUCUUACGAGCAAUCCAACAAUUCAAUUUCCUACUGCUAACCUGGGAUACGAUAGGAAAGAUGACGUCGACUGAUGAAAGUAACCUGAAGUUCAAGCGAAGGGGUGCCAAGUCCAGAUUCACGAGAUUCGGCAAGGCUACAGAGCAACUGAUAGAUGGCGGCCGAAGUAGGGCGGAGGCACAGAAAUCCUUCGAGAAGUAUGAGCAGGCAUACCAUGAAGUGGAAGAUGCUCAUGACAAGUUUACUAUGACCAUCAAAGACGAAGCAGAGUAUGAUAGAGAGGACGUCUGGAUGGAAGAUGUUCAGAAUGAUUUCUCGAAGUUACAGUGCAAGUUCAUUGACUACGUCAAGGUUGAUGAAAGUGCUUCGUCAAGUCCUACAGGGGAAGACACCACGGUCAGUGUUCUUCCUGGUCAUCAAGGAUUUGCUCAGGAAAGCAUGAGCCACUUCAAGAUCGAAAGACCAAGGCUCCCAAAGUUCAGUGGAGACAUCCGUGAGUACUGCAUCUUUAAGUCAGAUUUUGAACAUGUCAUAGGUAGCAGAUGUAGCUCCAGAGAUGCUAUGAUGAUUCUUCGUUCAUGCCUUCAGGGCAAACCACUGCAACUUAUCCAAGGUAUUGGACAGGACUACGCGGCUGCCUGGGAGCAACUAGAUACCAUUUAUGGGGAUUCUAGAUAUGUGGCGGACACCAUCAUCAGCGACAUAUCUAAGUUUAGGCCACUGAAAGAGGGUGAAGAUGCCAGGUUCUGCGACCUGGUCCAUCUAGUAAGGAGAAGCUUCAACACCCUGAACGAGAUCGGGAAGCAGAACGACAUGAACAACAGUCACAUGCUGGCCAUAAUAGAGAGAAAGAUGUGUCCAGAUGAUCGGAGGUUAUGGUUCCGAGACCAAGAUGGCAGUUCGGAGACGACUCUUCAUUCUCUAAUGAACUGGAUGGCGAAGGAGAUGCGAGCUCGCAUGAGAUCAUCAGCUCCGCUUCGCAGUGAAGCCAAGUCCAGCAUAGUGAACAUGGUCUCCACGGCAGAGGAGAAACCAUCCAUGAACCAGUCCACAAAGGAGUUUAAGUGCUGGGUCUGCAAAAGUUAUACUGGACAUUGGACAGAUCAGUGUAGGGAUUUCAUCUCCAAAUCGGCACCUGAACGAUGGGAGAUGGUAAAGAGCAGUCGUGCCUGCUACAGCUGUUUGAAGAAAGCUGGACGAGACCACGUGAUGAGUAACUGCAACAGGCGACGCCGUUGUAGUGAAUCCAGGAACGGAGUGCAGUGCACAUGGUAUCAUCAUCCGUUACUUCAUACUGAAAGGAGCAUAGUUGAGGAAGGAGGAUUGGUGAAACAAGUGGGAGUAGCUACGGUCAUUGCAAAUGAAUGUCUCCUUCCCGUGACGAUAGUGGAUGUGAUAUCUAAACGAACUAUGCAGCAAGGAAAUCUGCUAUUGGAUUCUGGUGCUGAGAUAAGCCUUAUUCGUAAAGGUUUUGCAGAGAGGCUCAAGCUUAAGGGAACGCCAAUAACCAUAACAAUGGUCAAGAUUGGACGAGAUGAGGAGGUUCUCCAAACUCUCAAGUAUCGGAUACCCAUCAGAGAAGCAGGGAAAAGCACCAUGCCUAUUAUGAUUGACGCUAUAGGCAUACACUGCAUAAGUGGGGACAUUACAGCAGUAGACUUGGGCCUUCUAUCGAAGAAGUUUGGACUGAAGGAGCAAGAGUUGAAGCGAGGUACUGGAGCAGUCGACCUCCUAGUGGGCAUAGAUCAUGCCAGACUCCAUGGCGGAGAAGUUAGAGAGGUUGGACAUUUAGCAGCUCGCAGAUCUCCAGUAGGAUGGGUGGUGUUUGGGAAAGGACCCACUGACCGUGUCAGCUCCAGUUCAGUACUUCACAUAAAGAUCUCAAGUCAGGUGGAUCUUUUACCAGAUAACAAGAUCUUGGUGACUACAGAAAAGAGACCGGAAAGAAAUGAGAAGUAUGCAUCUGCAUACAAAGAGCAGAUGAGAGAAAUGGAAGACCUGAAAUUCUCCAGAAAGCUGUCGGAGGAUGAGAAGGAUGAGAAGGAUGAGAAGGAUUUGCAAGAGUAUUCUGAGGUUAAACCAGAAUGGAGCCUCAGCAAGAGAAAGAUCUUGAAGCAGAUAGCACAAGUAUUUGACUCACUCAGCUUUGCAGCAGCCUUCCUGAUCCGUGCCAAGAUUGGGAUACAGAGCCUUUUGGGAAAGGGCUAUGACUGGGAUGAGAUGCUGCCAGAAGCAGACCAGAAGUGGUGGAUAGCCUUUUUCAAGGAGAUGAAGGAGUUAGAUGAGGUUAAGUUUGAAAGAAGCCUCACACCAUCAACAAUGAUUAUCAAUCAUCCAAUGCUGUGUAGAUUUGCAGAUGCAUCCCAGAAUGCUUUCGGAGCAUGCGUCUAUCUGAGGUGGCAGCUUGAGAACGGUGAUUAUGAUGUCAGAUUUGCAGAUGUAUCCCAGAAUGCUUUCGGAGCAUGCAUCUAUCUGAGGUGGCCGCUUGAUAACGGUAAUGAUGUAAUGGCCAAGUCCAGAGUGGCCCCAUUAAAGAAGAUGACCAUACCCAGAUUGGAACUACAAGCAGCAGUUAUGGCUACACGACUCUUCACUACUGUCAUGAAGGAGCUGAGACUGCAAGUUGAACAGGUGAUGUUCAUGACAGAUAGCAGGAUUGUUCUACCGUGGGUACGGAGGAAGAGAAAACGCUUUAAGACGUUUGUAGCAGUAAGGAUAGCAGAGGUUCAAAGUCAGUCUGAUCCUGCCCAGUGGAGAUAUGUUCCAGGUAAUCAGUACCCUGCCGAUGAUGUGUCAAGAGGUCUUCCAGCAGCAAAGUUAGGACACAGAUGGCAGCAAGGCUCAGAGUUCCUGUACUCUACAGAAAGUGAGUGGCCUCAGGAUAGACACGGCAGAGUUGCAGCCACAACUGGGAAAGUGAGAAAGCAGUGUUGUAUCUUGCAGGGACACAGACUUUUUAGAAGUAGCCAACCUGGUUAAUCAACGUCCUAUUGGUAGGAUUCCUAACGACACUGAUGAAGGAAGCUACUUGUGUCCAAACGACAUGCUACUAGGGAGAGCUUCGCGCCAAGUACCACAGGGUC
Strongylocentrotus purpuratus (purple sea urchin) is the source of this 3371-nucleotide messenger RNA. RefSeq lists its product as uncharacterized. The transcript is spliced from 2 exons. The record is from RefSeq and is a predicted model, not a curated record. Gene Ontology annotation, molecular function: aspartic-type endopeptidase activity. Bases 349 to 3267 code for a protein of 972 amino acids. Gene Ontology annotation, biological process: proteolysis. NCBI's taxonomy places the organism in Eukaryota, Metazoa, Echinodermata, Echinoidea, Camarodonta, Strongylocentrotidae.